GGCCGGCCGACGGGGAGCCAUGGCGUCAGCGCGCCGGCCCCCGCUCUAGCUGAGCCGGGAGAGCGCGGUGGCGGCGGCGGCCCGGCCGGCCGGCAUGGAGCCGGGCGCCCCGGAGCUGCGGGUGGGCUGCCGGCUGCCCGUGCGGGUGGAGCAGAUCGUGAACGUGGACACGCUCGUGGUCACCCUGAGCUGCGGCGAGCGGAGCUUCACGGGCAUCCUGCUGGACUGCACCAAAAAGUCUGGGCUCUUUGGUCUUCCCUUGUCUUUGCCGAAGCGAGAUGCUCCCCUAUCAGAUAGCUGCUCAAGUUGGGACCCGUGUGAAGAAAAAGGAGAUGCCCAGGCCCCCGAGACCGUCCUGCCGCCUUCAGAGAAGCCCGCCGCGGCGGCUGAGGGUCCGGACCCUGCUCCGCCCCUGGUGCCCCCCUUGCCCGCAGGGAGCGCUCCUCCUUUCCCUCCCUAUUUUGAAGGCGCCCCCUUCCCCCACCCGCUGUGGCUCAGACACACGUACAACCAGUGGGUUCCCCAGCCUCCCCCGCGGACGAUCAAGCGCACCAAGAGAAGGCUGUCCCGCAACCGGGACCCUGGCCGCCUGAUCAUGAGCACUAUACGGCUGCGGCCGCGGCGCGUGCUUUGUGAGAAAUGCAAGAACACCCUGAACCCCGAGGAGAGCUCGACCAGUCAGCCCAGCACCAAGCCGCGGCGGCGGCUGAGCGCGCCGGACAAGGAGCCCAAGAAAGCGGAGGAGCUGGACUACGAGAUGCGCAAGAGCAAGCGGGAGAAGAGUGCGGGCGAGCCAGUGCCCCGCAGCCCCGUCAUCAAGAUCUCCUACAGCACACCCCAGGGCAAGGGGGAGGUGGUGAAGAUCCCCUCCCGCGUGCAUGGCUCCCUCAAGCCCUUCUGUCCCCAGCAGGGCCUGCAGAAUGGCAGCCAGGACCCGGAGGUGCGAGAUGCGGGCUCCGGGGACCGGCUGGCCGGGGGUGGCCCGCCGGCCUCCAUCCCCAAGCUGAAGCUGACCCGGCCGGUGCCUUCUGGGGACGCACCCCCUCCCAAGAUCCGCCUGAAGCCCCACCGUCUCCCCCGGGCCGGCGGCAGCCCCGGAGGCGGCCAGAACGUCUCCAUCUACAAGGCGGAGUUGAUCGACCAGCUCGGAGACCUUCAGGGCAGCCGCGAGUCCCAUGCAUCUUCUGCCUUUUACGAGGACGAGUCCUCGCAGCGGAGGCGGCGGCGCCAGCUUGCUGAGCUGUCCUCCGGAAGCUCGGGGGAAGAGGACGACUUUGGCGGCUUUUCCCAGGCCAAGGAUGGCCAUGACAACCUGGCUUUUCUCAUGAAUUACAAGAGGAAGGCUGACUCAUCCAGCCUGUCCGUGUGUAGCAACGACAGCCUGGACGAGUCCAGCUCGGACGCUGCGUCCCCCGACGGCUGCGACUUCCUGCCCGGGGACGAUGCCUCCGUGUCGUCCUCCUCCCGAGAGGAGCGCAAGACGGUGCCCCCGCUGACAGUGCGGCUGCACACGCAGAGCGUGGCCCGCUGUGUGACCGAGGACGGCCGGACGGUGUCCGUGGGCGACAUCGUGUGGGGCAAGAUCCCCGGCUGCCCGUGGUGGCCGGCCCGCGUGCUGGACCUCAGCCUGAGCCAGAAGGACGACGGCGCGCCCUCCUGGAGGGAGGCGCGCGUCUCCUGGUUCGGCUCGCCCACCACGUCCUCCCUGUCCAUCUCCAAACUGUCCCCUUUCUCAGAAUUUUUCAAACUGAGGUUUAACCGAAAGAAGAAAGGCGUGUAUCGGAAAGCUAUUACAGAAGCCGCCAAGGCGGCCGAACACCUGAGCCCAGAAAUCCGGGAGCUCUUAAGCCAGUUUGAAACGUAACUUUGACUCAAGGAUCAGGUAACUGAAGAUGGGCACCCAGUUGUUUAUGACUCCUGCCAGCAUCCUGCCACGCUCCCCACAACAGCAUCGAGGAUGCCCCUGCCUGGGUGGGCAUCGGGGUGGGCUUAUAUCUGACUGCAGGAAAGGGAAGUGAGUGACCCCCGGCUUGGACCAGGGGAGAUGGUGCGGGGAGAGCGCGAUGCCUGGCGGGGAGGGCUGCACUCACCCACUCUGAAUGUAUUUAUUCCUGAUUCAAAAUACCAAGUUAGCUUAGAUCCAGGGGCCGGAAGGGGACCUGCUUGAACACGUUGCUGCUGCUGCUUUGAAGAGGACGCCCCCUCCCCUGUUUGCGGGCCCCUCCCCCUUGCUCACAGGCCGUGGCCUUGGCCCUCCUGGCCGCCGGCCACCCCCCCCCCCCAGCCUCCCUGCCAUCCGAGUUGAGGCGAGAGCCCCCCUGCCCCGCCCGCAUGAUCCGGUCUUCCACUCCAGCCCGUGCCCAUCGGGAUCUCCUCUGCGCCGGGCGCUCAGAUCGGCUUGGCACUCUGCGGUGUCAUGGCCAAGUAAAGAGAACAGACGUGGGGUGUGGGGGUUUGAGGUUUUUUUCUUCCUUUUGUCACUUUAAAGACCAAAAAUGUGUGCUUGGAGCCAGGCGACUCUCACUGGUUUAAAUGUACAAAGAUCCCAAAUAAAUCUGUGUGUGUCAGUCGCAUCCUGCGA
Trichosurus vulpecula (common brushtail) is the source of this 2581-nucleotide messenger RNA. RefSeq names its product PWWP domain containing 2B (gene PWWP2B). Bases 95 to 1864 code for a protein of 589 amino acids. The record is from RefSeq and is a predicted model, not a curated record. The transcript is spliced from 3 exons. Lineage: Eukaryota; Metazoa; Chordata; Mammalia; Diprotodontia; Phalangeridae. Gene Ontology annotation, cellular component: nucleus; nucleoplasm.